Molecule: messenger RNA, 1802 nt
Organism: Owenia fusiformis
Lineage: Eukaryota; Metazoa; Annelida; Polychaeta; Sabellida; Oweniidae
Source: the annotation of a GenBank genome assembly
CUGCAGCGGGCUGGUCAAAAGUGCUGGAAGUUCCUCUGAUAAAAUUCAAAAUUCAACGCUAGAUAUGAUAUUUCGAUGUAUACAAACUACACUAAGUUGACAAUUAAGGAAUAUUACAUUAAUUAGGAAUUAAUUCAACAUGGAAUUCCGGAAGGACAAGUUUGAAGACUUCUAUGAAGUCGGAGAAGAAAUCGGAAGUGGCCAGUUUGCAGUGGUGAAAAAAUGCAAACAUCUGAAAACAAACGAUGAAUUUGCGGCAAAGAUCAUCAAAAAGAAACGAGCAAUGGCGAGUAGGCUGGGAGUUAAAAUGGAAGAUAUUAAAAAAGAAAUCGUAAUCCUCCAAGAGAUGGAUCACGAGAAUGUGAUACGGAUAUAUGAGGUGUUCGAAAACAAGACGCAUGUAAUACUAGUCCUUGAGCUGGUCUCAGGUGGCGAAUUGUUUGACUUCAUAGCUGAGAAAGAGCGGUUGAGUGAAGAAGAGGCGUCAGCAUUCGUGAAGCAGAUCCUCCUCGGCAUAAAACACAUGCAUAGUAAACGCAUAGCGCAUCUGGAUCUAAAGCCAGAAAAUGUGAUGUUAUUGAACAAGAAUUCCCAAAAUAUUAAGCUGAUUGAUUUCGGUCUUUCCCGCGUCAUAAAACAAGGGGAGUUUCAUCGAGACAUGAUCGGGACUCCAGAGUUCGUAGCCCCAGAAGUGAUUAACUAUGAUCCUCUGUCACUUGCUACGGAUAUGUGGAGCAUCGGUAUAAUCACAUAUAUACUGUUGAGUGGUUGUUCGCCAUUCUCAGGAAAGGACCAACAGCAAACAUAUGAAAAAAUUUGCCAACUGACUUAUGAUUUUACCUCAAAAUACUUUGAAAAUACCAGUGAUCUCGCCAAGGAGUUUAUUGGUAUGCUGCUAAAACGAGAUCCAUUAUCAAGAGCUUCCGUGGAAGAAUGUUUGAACCAUGCUUGGAUUCAGCCAUCUGAAAAGAAACAGUCGGAGAAUAGAAGGAAGUCUGUUAUUAAUAUUGGAAACUUGAAAACAUUCUGUGCUAAGAAAAGAUGGCGGCAAUCAGUUCAGAUCGUGACACUGUGCAAUCGUUUAUCUAAAAGUGCUAAUCUGCGACGUACUGCAAAUUUGUUACAUGACAGCCAUGCUGCCAAUGGUCUUGAGAAUCCAAUUGAUGGAGUUCAACAAACAACAAGUGAUACCAUGGAAACCAAUAGUGACACUACUGAAACAAACAGUGACACUUCAGAAACUAUAACUGACAUCACCCAAAAUAACAAUGACAAAAUUAGCAGUAACAACAUUAUAAAAACUGAAUCAAAAUCCAAAGUUGACAUUAAUAAUGACAUCACACUUACUAGGGAUGACAUCACUGAUGGCAAUUCAUGUGGAACUGAUGACAGUAAACCUUUCACUGAUGAUAUAACACCUGGAACUGAUGACAUCAAAUCUGACACUGAUGACAUCACAUCUGCCACUGUUGACAUCAUACCUGACACUGAUGAAAUCAUAAAGCAUAUUGAUGACAUCACAGUCAAACAUGUUGAUGGUGUCAUAACAACCACCCUUAAUGUAAACAUCAAAAAUGACAUCGCCAUUGUUGAUUUUAAAAAUACCGCACCACAAAAAUCAUUGAAAUGUGUAAGUGUUUUAUUACAGCAGGACAAAAUUGGCGAUAUGAGUACAAAGAGUGAUUGAAACAUUGUGGAUUUUUUAGGGUUGUCAAAGGAUUGUUGGAAAAGUUUUGAACAAUUAUUACAUGUUUUUAUAUUUUGUGUAAAAAUAAACAUGGACAUAAAAUAAUAAAAUUAUU